Molecule: messenger RNA, 384 nt
Organism: Ilex paraguariensis (yerba mate)
Lineage: Eukaryota; Viridiplantae; Streptophyta; Magnoliopsida; Aquifoliales; Aquifoliaceae
Source: the annotation of a GenBank genome assembly
AUGGGACGAAGACGAAGAAGAUCGGGAAGGGUUCAAUUGGAAUCCAAAGUUCUUGUAGAUGAAAAAGCAGAGAAAUGGAUAAAGCACUAUAGCAGUUCUCACAAUAUUUUGCUAGUUGGUGAGGGAGACUUCUCCUUUGCCGCAAGCUUAGCAGAAGCAUUUGGAUCUGCGUCAAAUAUGGUUGCCACCUCUCUUGACUCUAAAGUGGCGAACCUGAAGAAACUGGAGGAUUAUGGGUGCACCAUUGUGCAUGAAGUGGAUGCCAACACCAUGAGCCAACAUCCUCUUCUCAAAGUGAAAGCAUUUGACAGAAUUGUAUUUAAUUUUCCUCAUGCUGGUUUAAAUUACUUCAUGUGUGAACACAGCAUGGUCCAAAUUGAGUAA